This is a messenger RNA of Sorex fumeus (smoky shrew), 414 nucleotides long. RefSeq names its product lymphocyte antigen 6 family member G6D (gene LY6G6D). The record is from RefSeq and is a predicted model, not a curated record. Gene Ontology annotation, biological process: acetylcholine receptor signaling pathway. The coding region runs from base 1 to 414 and encodes 137 amino acids. Gene Ontology annotation, cellular component: external side of plasma membrane. Gene Ontology annotation, molecular function: acetylcholine receptor inhibitor activity. The transcript is spliced from 3 exons. Lineage: Eukaryota; Metazoa; Chordata; Mammalia; Eulipotyphla; Soricidae.
AUGAGCCCCGGGCUGAUCCUGCUGUGCGCCCUGCUGGGUGCUGCCUCGGGAAACCGUAUGCGGUGCUACGACUGUGGCGGGGGCUCUGGCAACUCCUGCAAGGAGACGGUGAUCAUGUGCGGUGAGGGCGAACGCUGUGGCUUCCUGGAUCGCAAACCCCAACAGGGACAGAACAAGCUCCCUGCCAACCCCCCAGUGACCUUUAUUCAUCACCAUCCGGCCUGUGUGGCUUCCCAUCAUUGCAAUCAAGUGGAAACAGAGCUGGUAGGAGACGUGACUUACACAACCCAGAGAGACUGCUGCAUCGGAGACCUUUGCAACAGUGCCGUGCCAAGCACCAUGGCCUCUGCAUGCAUCACGGCUGUGGCAGCCGCCGCCCUGGCAUGGCUCUUGCCUGGACUGUGGUUGAGAUAG